GAAAAUCAUUUUUGAUUUCAAUUUUGUCAAUUCAUUUUACUUGUUGAUUAUUCUUUUUUUUUCACCCUAAAUCAUCAAUUUAGAAAACAAUACACAGACAUAGCGAAAACACUUAACCUUGACACAGCCAUUAUUGUGCCAAAUUUUCUUUGAUUACGGUCAAAGGAAGAAAAAAUCUCACUUUUACAUAUUUUUUUAAUAUUUUUAUAUUUGCUCAAUCUCCACCACCAAAAAAACAAAAUGCCAUCUUAUCUGCCAAUUCCAAACAAUAUCCUAAUCAUUAUGAUAAUCUUAUACUGGUCACAUCAAAUGAAUUGUUCAACAACCAAUAAUUCAUCAUCAAACGUACAACAACAACAACAUCAAUCAUUUAUUAAACUAAUAAAUUCAUCAUCGAAACAGGAUCAAUUUGAACUAUUAUUAAUUUGUAUUGAUAAUGAUUAUUAUAAUAAUUCCAUUAUACAAUUAAAUCUGAUUGAUAUUGAUAUGGAACCAUUAAAUGUAUUUACAAUCAAAUCUGAUGGACAUAUUGAACCAAUCGAUAAUCUAUUAACAAUGAAAUAUUUUACAGGCACAAUAAUGAAUACCAAAUGGAAUCAUACAAUAAAAAUCUAUUCAUAUGGUAUUAUUAAUGUUGUGAAUGGUGAAAUUUCUUUAUUAAUUUCUACCGAUUCGGAUGAAUUCUAUUUAACUCCAAGUAUUUCUUUUGAUAAAAAUUUAAAUACACAUUUUAUCAAUGAAAAUCAUAUACCUCAUUCAUUUAUUGUACCAAAUAUUUAUUCAAAAUGGAAUUCUCAUAGACAUCGACGUCAUAGUUCAACUCGUUAUUGUGGUAUAAAGCUUAAAAUUGAUUAUGAUUUAUUUCAAAGAUUUAAUGAAAAUUUAAUAUUAACUGUUCAACAUAGUCAAUUUGUUAUCAGAUUUGUAAAUAAAAUAUUUUUUCAAACAAAAUGGUCAGAAAAUGGUUAUGAAAAUGCAACGGAAAAUCAUUUGGAUAGAUUUGGUAUUCUUCCAUGUGUUAUAAUUAUUGAAGUAGAAGAACAAUUAAUGAAUCCAUUGAAACCACAAUAUAAUUGGACUGAAUAUAUUGAACAAAUUUCUGACCAAAAUUAUUGUUUAUCACAUGUAUUUAGUAAUGUAAAUAUUACCGAUUUGAAUGGCCUUACAUUUAUACGACGUAUUUUCGAGAAAAUUAAUGGUGGUUUAUCAAGUUUUGCUCAUUGUAAAAAUCCAUGGGAAAUUUAUUGUAUACUAAGUGUUGUUCAUGAAUUUGGUCAUAAUUUUGGUUCACCACAUGAUCCUGAAACAAAUGAUUGUAUGCCUGAAGAAAAUGGUUCAUUCAUAAUGAGCUAUCCAUUUAAUUAUAAAAAAGGUCCAAAUAAUUUUAAAUUUUCUCCUUGCUCAAAUCGUGCCAUUUAUCAUAAUUUGGAAUCAAAAUUUGAUGAUUUUAUUGAAAUGAUUAAAAAAGGUUCUUGUCGAAAUAGAAAUAAAUGUGGUGAUCGAAUUGUUGAAGAAGGUGAAGAAUGUGAUGAAGGUAAGGAUGGUGGUAAUUGUUGCGAUAAAAAAUGCCGUUUAAAACCGAAUGCCAAAUGUAGUCAAAGUCAAACAAAUGCUUUAUGUUGUAAUGAAAAAUGUGAAUUUCGAAUGAAAGGUGAACAUUGUUUACCGAAUGAUCUCAAUUUUUGUCUAAACCAUUCAGAAUGUGAUGGUAAAUCAUAUUUAUGUCCGGAUCGUAAACCUUUACCCGAUUAUACACUUUGUGGUGAUGAACAUUUGGAUGGUGUUUGUCAUAAUGGUCAUUGUCAAAUGUGUUCAAGAUAUAUUGAAGGUUGUCAUUUUUGUUGUCUGGAAAAAUUCAAAAAAACUUGUAAACCAAAUCGAAUAUUACCAGUUGAUUCAAAAUGUGAAAUAAAAAAUAUGCCUGGUCGAUGUGAUUAUCAAGGUAUAUGUCAAAAUUUGAAUUCAAUUAUCGAUACAUUCAAACCAUCAACCAUCGGUCCAUCACCACAUCCAAUCGAUAAAUUCAAUUUCAUACUAUCUAUUAGAGAUAUCAUCUUGUUGACUAUUUUUAUUACGGUUUUCAUUCUUAUUGCAUUAGUAAUAUUGGCUAAUUAUUUGGCCGAAAGAAAUUUAUUCGAUGAAUAUGAUGGUGAAUUUCGUCAAACAUUGAUUAAUUAUAGAAGAAGAGGUUCACCCGAUACUCUUGUAAGGAUGGCAAUAAAAUAAUAAUGAUCUGGUGAUUUCUUUGUUUUUUUCCACUCUCACGCUCUCGAUAAUAUGUGACAAUCAGUUUACGAACCUAGUCUAAAUAUUUUUAUUUUAUUUUAUUUGCUGUUGUUGCAAUAAUAUUGACUAAUGAAUGUAUUAAAAAUUUU
Dermatophagoides pteronyssinus (European house dust mite) is the source of this 2375-nucleotide messenger RNA. Its product is annotated as ADAM 17-like protease. Lineage: Eukaryota; Metazoa; Arthropoda; Arachnida; Sarcoptiformes; Pyroglyphidae. The record is from RefSeq and is a predicted model, not a curated record. Gene Ontology annotation, molecular function: metalloendopeptidase activity. Gene Ontology annotation, cellular component: plasma membrane. Gene Ontology annotation, biological process: membrane protein ectodomain proteolysis.